Aspergillus heteromorphus CBS 117.55 is the source of this 555-nucleotide messenger RNA. Its product is annotated as GFA family protein. The record is from RefSeq and is a predicted model, not a curated record. The transcript is spliced from 3 exons. The annotation marks the transcript as partial. Gene Ontology annotation, molecular function: carbon-sulfur lyase activity. NCBI's taxonomy places the organism in Eukaryota, Fungi, Ascomycota, Eurotiomycetes, Eurotiales, Aspergillaceae.
GAAACCAACACCAGCACCAACACCAACACCGACUGGACAACCCACCCCCCCUACAACACACCGCCCCCCUCCGAACUCCGCCCCGCCAAAUGGCGCGGAAGAUGCCAGUGCGGGCAGGUCACAUACCAGUUAAGCCGGGAGCGGCCCCUGAAGGCCAAGUUCUGUCAUUGUAGGGGAUGUCAGGUGAUGCAUGGCGCCCCCUUCCAAUGGGCCGCCAUAUUCCACAAAACCGACCUGACAUUCACCCGCGGCGCAUCAGGCCUGAGCUUCUACUCGUCGUCGCACAACACAACGGAACACAAGCUGCCCACGAAGGUGCAUUGCCGUGUUUGUCAGACGCCGAUUAUGGACGAGGGCCGCAAUGUGUGUUUGCUUUUCCCGAUGGCGCUGCAGAGCGUGCUUGUGCGACGCGAUGAGGGGAGGGAUGGGUGGAGGGGGCGUUUGAGGUUGAGUGAUUGCCAUAUCUUCUACGGGCAGCGGGUCGUGGAUAUCCCAGACGGAAAGCCGAAGUGGUCGGGGCUAGAUGGGAAGAGUGAUCGGUUGGAUGAUGAGGGG